AUGAGUGCGACAUUUGUUGCAUCAUCAAACCAGAUGUUUUCGGCUUUUGGUCAACCAACGCGGAGUCCUUCUCCAGCGUUCAAUCCUUUCGCGACCAAGUCCGAGGACAAAGGAAGCGCAUUCGGUGUUGACGGCGCGAGCGAUUCUUCCAAGACGAAGCGAAAUAAGCGAACAUCGGCCUUUGGUGACCAUAGUGAUAGCGAAGCGAAGAGAAAGGCCAAGGCCGGGUUCAAGGGCAAAGAUGCCAACCUGAGCGACGGAGGCGGUAGGCCCAAGGGCCGUAAAGGUGACGACAAGAAGAACAAUGAUUCAAAGAAGAACCCCUUCGGUGCUUUUCCUUCUACCAAAAAACCUGCAGGUCAAAACGCGCGCAAUAAUGGCUCUAACCCAUUCGCGACGACGCGUGAUGAAUCGCGACCAACUUCGUCAUCGAGCGCCGACGCCCAGGAUGAUCACGUCCCCGAAGCCCACAAUUCCAAUGACCCUCAUGCCAAAAGAGUAUACGAGCAGUUGCGGAAGGAUGGUAUUCACCCGCCUCAAUGGCCUUCUCAGCCUGGGAAUCCUAAGAACAAGGGCGAGGUCACGAAAUUCCGCGAGAAAUACGAAACCUACCGCAGCAAGGCACGCGCCUCACUAACAAAGGCUGGCCUAAUCGACGACCCGGAAAAGCGAAAGACACUUCAGGAUGCGAUCGACUUCAAGGGUAUCUGCGAAGAUAUGUGUCCUGAAUACGAAAAGAUCACCCGAAUCAACGAGAUGGAUGUUCACCAGCCCGAGAAGAAUCCCAAAACAACGUUUGCCAACACAAGUCGCAUGAUCAAGAAGCUCGCUCGUUCUGCUGCUGGUCAGGAGGCGCCUCUUCCUAUGGAUGUUCGAUCGAUCCCGGCUCUCAAAAGGACAUUGGAUUAUCUUAUUGAUGAUCUAUUACGUGAAGAUGGGAGACUGCCAGGCUUACACGGCUUCCUUUGGGACAGAACACGAGCGAUCCGCCGAGACUUUACCUUCUUCUCGUCCCUUACGCCGGACGAAAUGAAACUGCAAGUCUACGUCUUAGAGAAUAUUGCUAGGUUCCAUGUCACAGCACUGCAUCUGCUCACCCAAGAGGGCAAAGCACCCGAAGACUUCGUGGAACAACAGGAAUUGGAACAGCUAGGAAAGGCUCUAUUAUCUCUCCGCGACGCCUACGAUGACUGUAAUGACCAAGGCAUCCGCUGCGAAAACGAGCCCGAGUUUCGAGCAUACUAUCUUAUAUUCCACGCAUACGACUCCAAUAUUAUCGAAACUCUUCAACGCCAAUGGAAGCCAAAUCUCUGGAGGGACUCUGAUGAGGUUCGCACAGCCGUUUCGCUGGUUGAGGCUCUUCAGAACACACAAGACUUCCAUGGACCCCUCAAGGACGCACCAUCAUUAGCUGCAUCAUCAGCAUACCAGUCAUAUUUUCGAAUAGUGGAGGACUCCAAAGUAUCUUAUACGAUGGCCUGCUUCGCCGAAUGCCAUUUCCCCAGACUCCGCCGUUGCAUUUUGUCUGCUAUCAAACGGGGUCUUGCUCGGCCUCGAGAGACUUCAAAGGACGUGACGGCUGCUGAGCUGAACAAAUUCCUUCGGUUCGAUACUGUUGAGCAGGCGAUUGAGUUUGCAGAACUUCACAAUAUCGAAUUCGGCGAAUGCGAAGAGAAUCCGUUUGACGUAAGCCUCCAAUACGCAAAACUGGACAAUCGAGCUGCCUUACCUCACCUUCGACUGCAACAUCAAUUCUCUCAUAGUUUAGUUGAAAAGAAGCGUGGUUUCAAAACCCUUCCUCAGCUUAUUCACGAGACUAUAUAUGAAGACACGACUUGCACCAAACCUAAAACGAACGGAUCUGUUGGAGCAAGUGCUUUCGCUCCAAGCAUUCAAGCUACCAACAAACCUGCGAUCCCUACGGGACCCAAGUCGACAACACCGAGUCCCUUUUCGUCGCCCAGCGUGUCUGGUGGAUCUUGGGGAAACAACAAGGCUGUUAACGGCAUCUCAGGGACUACAUUCAACGGAAUCACGCCCGCCAACGGCUUUGCUGUGCAACAACCAACACCACAGCCAAAUACUUUUUCUUCGGGCCUGACUCCUGCAGCCAAACAGCCUGCUGGCAACCCAUUUGCGCCAGCCACUUCUGCAUCUACGCCGUCACUGCCCGGCAACGCCCCUGCUAAAACAGAUACUGUCUCUCAGAUGACACAGGCUUCUGGAACAACACAUCCGUUAAACCCGUUCGCCUCUUCAUUCAAACCGCCAACCACCACAGAUACGUCAGCAACGCGUAGCCCAUUUGGUCAGCCUUUCGCCUCAGUAAAUAAAGAGAACGGACCGGCGGCAAAACCGACGUUUUCCUUCCCAUCGAUCAAGCCUGCAAUCCCUGCGGCUGAAACCACUUCGAGUAAGGAAGAAUCGACAGACAAAUCAGAGAAUCAAGCUAUCACAGCAGAAUCGGCAAAGCCACCUGCCAUCAACUUCAUCCCUCCUACCCCUCAACUAUCUUCAUUUCCCUCUAAUACCACGACACAACCACAAAAUCCAUUUACAUCAAGCACCAGUAACAGUGCACCACAAUCAACGCCCACAACAGGGCUUGGUCUGGACAGACCUGCGCCAAAGAACGAAGAGACGCCUAAGCCAACAACGAGCAUUCUCAGCUCACAGCCGCCUGCUGCGUCAACGCCUCAAUUCUCAUCCCCAUCCAUUGGAACACCAGCUUUCCCAACCCCUGCUAAAAGUAACGAUGUAUCUCAGCCUUCAACGACUCUGGCAGCCGCUCACCCACCCAAAGAGCCAAGCCCUCCCCUGGCACUGCCAACACCACCACGCGAUCUCCUUGGUGAUUUCACUAAAUGGUUUGUAGUGGGUGAUAACGGACUCAUGGACGAGUUUCAAGCAUUCAUGUUAGACAACAUUCUCCAAGGUGUAUAUCGAAAGUAUGUUCGAGACGAAGAAGCAAAGAGAAAGAAAGAGGAGGAAGCUCAAGCCUUGGCAAAGGCAGAGCAAUUCCGCAUCUAUAACCUAUCAGUCAAGUACUUCUACCGUUGGAAAGAGAUUGCACGCGAUCUCCGCUUGAGUCGGCUCCGACGCAGUGGUCGAGAACAAAUGAGAAUCUACUACGAAGAACAACGUGCAGCGCACGCAAAGGCUCAGAAAGACGCCGCUCGUCGAGCAGCCCGUGAAAAGGCCGAGAUCGCGGAAUUGAACCGACCAGAAGAGUUGAAGGACUUCCUCAAGCACAAAAAGCCCAGCAAGCGUCGUCAAGCAGAAGAAGAGAGUGCACUACUCGCUUCUGGUGUUUUAUCCGGAAUCGACAACGAGCAAGAAGCUAUCACCAGGAUUGUGCGUAGAGCGCCAUCUGUUGCUAGCUCUGUCUCGAGCAAGCAGUCCAGCACAUCAAGAGGUGGCUCCAAAACCAGGGCCCUUCGGCAACAGUACGGUGGCGACCAACAGGCCACCUUCAGGCGCUCACUGCCUCCGAUGGCAUCAAGAAAUACCUCAAGCCCUGAGCCUGGCAAUCGUGUCAGUAGGGUCUCCGAACGCUGGCGUCUCAAAGCUAUGGGUAUUGUUCAAUUGCCUGAUGGCACGGCCGUGCCUGAGUCAAUAGCAAACGAGAUGCACCACGACAAAAAGAGGCUCGGAGGUAGUAUAAUGGGCCCGCCCAGUAGCUAUCCAAUCCGCCGAGCUUCCGGAGGCGAUUUCGCACGCUCGGAAACAAGACAACGCAUUUCCAACUCACAAGAUACUAUCGACACCAGCGAAUCCGACAGUGGCACCACCAAAAACAAGAGAAAGCGUGCAGCCGAGGACGAUGAAGCUGUUCAAGAGCGCCAAGCCAAAUCCAGCUCGCAUAAACGGGUCAUGAGCGAUGCGCAAAAUCUUAUUAACGAACUCCGCGCUAUGAGAGAGGAGAUGGAAGAAGGCGCGACAUGGUUCAAGGAUCAGAACGACAGGCUACAAAGCGAGUUGAUUAGUAGAAGCUCGACACCCUGGGAGCAAGAUGCAUGA
Molecule: messenger RNA, 4020 nt
Organism: Fusarium graminearum PH-1
Lineage: Eukaryota; Fungi; Ascomycota; Sordariomycetes; Hypocreales; Nectriaceae
Exons: 2
Coding region: 1-4020 (1339 amino acids)
Biological process (GO): mRNA export from nucleus
Cellular component (GO): transcription export complex 2; cytoplasm; nucleus
Source: RefSeq, a predicted model, not a curated record